GCACGGCGGGCAGGGAUGCCGCGGCUCCUGGCGCCGCUGCUGUGCCUGGCUCUGCUGCCCGCUCUCGCCGCGAGAGGCCUGCGCUGCUCCCAGCCCGGGACCUGCCAGAACGGUGGGAGGUGUGAAGUACUCAACGGCACCGAGGCCUGCAUCUGCAGCGGGGACUACGUGGGCCAGCGAUGCCAGGACUCCAACCCCUGCCUCAGCAGCCCCUGUAAGAAUGCUGGGACCUGCCACGUGGUGGACCGAGGUGGCGCCGUGGACUAUACCUGCAGCUGCCCCUUGGGCUUCUCUGGGCCCCUGUGCCUGACGCCCCUGGACAAUGCCUGCCUUUCUGGGCCCUGCCGCAAUGGGGGCACCUGUGACCUGCUCACACUUGCAGAGUACAAGUGCCGCUGUCCCCCAGGCUGGUCAGGAAAGUCGUGCCAGCAGGCUGACCCAUGUGCCUCCAAUCCCUGUGCCAAUGGUGGCCACUGCUUGCCCUUCGAGACCUCCUACAUCUGCGGCUGCCGGCCGGGCUUCCACGGCCCCACCUGCCGGCAGGACGUGAACGAGUGCAGCCAGACACCAGGGCUGUGCCGGCACGGGGGCACCUGCCACAAUGAGGUGGGCUCCUACCGCUGCUCCUGCCGCCCCACGCACACUGGCAGCCAUUGCGAGCUGCCCUACGUGCCCUGCAGCCCCUCGCCCUGCCAGAAUGGGGGCACCUGCCGCCCCACAGGGGAGACCACCCAUGAAUGUGCCUGCCUGCCAGGCUUCACUGGCCAGGACUGCGAGGAGAACGUGGACGACUGCCCGGGAAACAGCUGCAGGAAUGGAGGUGCCUGUGUCGACGGUGUGAACACCUAUAACUGCCGCUGCCCUCCGGAGUGGACAGGUCAGUACUGCACAGAAGACGUGGACGAGUGUCAGCUCAUGCCCAAUGCCUGCCAGAAUGGUGGCACCUGCCACAACACCCACGGCGGCUACAACUGCGUGUGUGUCAAUGGCUGGACGGGUGAAGACUGCAGUGAGAACAUCGAUGACUGUGCCAGCGCUGCCUGCUUCAAUGGUGCCACCUGUCACGACCGUGUGGCUUCCUUCUACUGCGAGUGCCCGCACGGCCGUACAGGCCUGCUGUGCCACCUGAAUGAUGCCUGCAUCAGCAACCCCUGCAACGAGGGCUCCAACUGUGACACCAACCCCGUCAAUGGCAAGGCCAUCUGCACCUGCCCCUCGGGGUACUCAGGCCCGGCCUGCAGCCAGGACGUGGAUGAGUGUGCUCUGGGCGCCAACCCCUGUGAGCACGCGGGCAAGUGCAUCAACACGCUGGGCUCCUUCGAGUGCCAGUGUCUGCAGGGCUACACGGGCCCCCGCUGUGAGAUUGACGUCAACGAGUGCAUCUCCAACCCCUGUCAGAACGACGCCACCUGCCUGGACCAGAUCGGGGAGUUCCAGUGCAUCUGCAUGCCUGGAUAUGAGGGCGUGUACUGCGAGGUCAACACGGACGAGUGUGCCAGCAGCCCCUGUCUGCACAACGGGCGUUGCCUGGACAGGGUCAGCGGGUUCCUGUGCGAGUGUCCCACCGGCUUCAGUGGGCACCUGUGUCAGUAUGAUGUGGACGAGUGUGCCAGCACGCCCUGCAGGAACGGCGCCAAGUGCCUGGAUGGGCCCAACACCUACACCUGCGUGUGCACAGAAGGCUACACGGGGACGCACUGCGAGGUGGACGUCAACGAGUGUGACCCUGACCCCUGCCACUACGGCUCCUGCAAGGACGGUGUCGCUGCCUUCACCUGCCUCUGCCAGCCGGGCUACACCGGCCACCACUGUGAGACCAACAUCAACGAGUGUGCCAGCCAGCCCUGCCGCCAUGGGGGCACCUGCCAGGACCGUGACAAUUCCUACCUCUGCCUCUGCCUCAAGGGGACCACAGGACCCAACUGUGAGAUCAACCUGGAUGACUGUGCAAGCAGCCCCUGUGACGCAGGCACCUGUCUCGACAAGAUCGAUGGCUACGAGUGUGCCUGUGAGCCGGGCUACACAGGGAGCAUGUGCAGUAUCAACAUCGAUGAGUGUGCCGGCAGCCCCUGCCACAACGGCGGCACCUGUGAGGAUGGCAUCAACAGCUUCACCUGCCGCUGCCCCGAGGGCUACCAUGACCCCACAUGCCUGUCCGAGGUCAAUGAGUGCAGCAGCAACCCCUGCAUACACGGGACUUGCCGGGACAGCCUCAAUGGGUACUGGUGUGACUGUGACCCCGGGUGGAGCGGGACAAACUGUGACAUCAACAACAACGAGUGCGAGUCCAACCCUUGUGUGAAUGGCGGCACCUGCAGAGACAUGACCAGCGGCUACGUAUGCACAUGCCGGGAGGGCUUCAGUGGCCCCAACUGCCAGACCAACAUCAAUGAGUGUGCGUCCAACCCGUGUCUGAACCAGGGCACGUGCAUCGAUGACGUGGCUGGGUACAAGUGCAAUUGCCUGCUGCCCUACACAGGAGCCACGUGUGAGGUGGUGCUGGCCCCGUGUGCUCCCAGCCCCUGCAAGAACAGCGGGGUGUGCAAGGAGUCCGCAGACUACGAGAGCUUCUCCUGUGUCUGCCCCAGUGGCUGGCAGGGGCAGACCUGUGAGGUCGACAUCAACGAGUGCGUGAAAAGCCCGUGCCGCAACGGCGCUUCGUGUCAGAACACCGACGGGGACUACCGGUGCCACUGCCAGGCGGGCUACACGGGGCGAGACUGCGAGACGGAUGUGGAUGACUGCCGGCCCAACCCCUGUCACAAUGGGGGCUCCUGCACGGAUGGUGUCAACACCGCCUUUUGCAACUGCCAGCCUGGCUUCCAGGGCGCCUUCUGCGAGGAGGACAUCAAUGAGUGUGCCAGCAGCCCCUGCCGCAACGGUGCCAACUGCACCGACUGCGUGAAUAGCUACACCUGCACCUGCCCCGUGGGCUUCAAUGGCAUCCACUGUGAGAACAACACACCCGACUGCACGGAGAGCUCCUGCUUCAAUGGUGGCACCUGCGUGGACGGCAUCAAUUCUUUCACCUGCCUGUGUCCACCUGGCUUCACGGGCAGCUACUGCCAGCAUGAUAUCAAUGAGUGUGACUCUCGGCCCUGCCUGCAUGGUGGCACCUGCCAGGACAGCUAUGGCACCUACAAAUGCACCUGCCCACAGGGCUACACUGGCCUCAACUGCCAGAACCUUGUGCGCUGGUGUGACUCCUCCCCCUGCAAAAACGGGGGCCAGUGCUGGCAGACCAGCACCCUGUACCGCUGCGAGUGCCACAGCGGCUGGACCGGCCUCUACUGCGAUGUGCCCAGUGUCUCCUGUGAGGUGGCCGCCCAGCAGCAAGGCAUCGACGUCGCCCACCUCUGCCAGCACGGAGGACUCUGUGUCGAUGCAGGCAACACCCACCACUGCCGCUGCCAGGCCGGCUACACAGGCAGCUACUGUGAGGAAGAGGUGGACGAGUGCUCACCCAGCCCCUGCCAGAAUGGGGCCACCUGCACUGACUACCUGGGCGGCUACUCCUGCAAGUGUGUAGCUGGCUACCAUGGGGCUAACUGCUCCGAGGAGAUCAACGAGUGCCUGUCCCAGCCCUGCCAGAACGGGGGCACCUGCAUCGACCUCACCAACACCUACAAGUGUUCCUGCCCUCGGGGCACGCAGGGUGUGCACUGUGAGAUCAACGUGGACGACUGCAGCCCACUCCUCGAUCUGGCCUCCCGCAGCCCCAAGUGCUUUAACAACGGCACCUGCGUGGACCAGGUGGGCGGCUAUACCUGCACCUGCCCACCCGGCUUCGUUGGUGAGCGGUGCGAAGGCGACGUCAAUGAGUGCCUGAGCAACCCAUGUGAUGCCCGUGGCACCCAGAACUGCGUGCAGCGUGUCAAUGACUUCCACUGUGAAUGCCGUGCGGGCCACACCGGGCGCCGCUGUGAGUCUGUCAUCGAUGGCUGCAAGGGCAAGCCCUGCAGGAAUGGGGGCGCCUGUGCCGUGGCCGCCAACACUGCCCGCGGCUUCAUCUGCAGGUGCCCUGCGGGCUUCGAGGGCGCCACCUGUGAGAAUGAUGCCCGCACGUGCGGCAACCUGCGCUGCCUCAAUGGCGGCACGUGCAUCUCUGGCCCGCGCAGCCCCACCUGCCUGUGCCUGGGUGCCUUCACGGGCCCCGAGUGCCAGUUCCCAGCCAGCAGCCCCUGCGUGGGCAGCAACCCCUGCUACAACCAGGGGACCUGUGAGCCCACCGCCGAGAGCCCCUUCUACCGCUGCCUGUGCCCUGCCAAGUUCAACGGGCUUCUGUGCCACAUCCUGGACUACAGCUUCGCAGGCGGCGCCGGGCGCGACAUCCCCCCGCCGCAGGUCGAGGAGGCCUGCGAGCUGCCCGAGUGCCAGGAGGAUGCAGGCAACAAGGUCUGCAGCCUGCAGUGCAACAACCACGCCUGCGGCUGGGACGGCGGCGACUGCUCGCUCAACUUCAACGACCCAUGGAAGAACUGUCUGCAGUCCCUGCAGUGCUGGAAGUACUUCAAUGACGGCCGCUGUGACAGCCAGUGCAGCUCGGCCGGCUGCCUCUUCGACGGCUUCGACUGCCAGCACACAGAAGGCCAGUGCAACCCCCUGUAUGACCAGUACUGCAAGGACCACUUCAGCGACGGGCACUGCGACCAGGGCUGCAACAGCGCUGAGUGCGAGUGGGACGGCCUGGACUGCGCGGAGCACGUGCCCGAGCGGCUGGCGGCCGGCACACUGGUGCUGGUGGUCCUGCUGCCUCCCGAGCAGCUCCGCAAUCACUCCUUCCACUUCCUGCGUGAGCUCAGCCGCGUGCUGCACACCAACGUGGUCUUCAAGCGCGAUGCGCAGGGCCAGCAGAUGAUCUUCCCCUACUACGGCCGUGAGGAGGAGCUGCGCAAGCACCCCAUCAAGCGCUCUGCCCCGGGCUGGGCCACACCUGACACCCUGCUGGGCCGGGCUGCGGCCUCGCUGCUCCCCAGUGAGGACAGUGGGCGCCGGCGCCGGGAGCUGGACCCCAUGGACAUCCGCGGGUCCAUUGUCUACCUGGAGAUCGACAACCGGCAGUGUGUACAGUUGUCCUCGCAGUGUUUCCAGAGUGCCACUGACGUGGCCGCCUUUCUGGGGGCACUGGCCUCGCUGGGCAGCCUCAACAUCCCUUACAAGAUCGAGGCCGUGCAGAGUGAGACCGUGGAGCCGCCGCCACCCUCACAGCUGCACCUCAUGUACCUGAUCGGGGCUGCCUUCGUGCUCCUGUUCUUCGUGGGCUGCGGGGUCCUGCUGUCCCGCAAGCGUCGGCGCCAGCAUGGCCAGCUCUGGUUCCCUGAGGGCUUCAAGGUGUCGGAGGCCAGCAAGAAGAAGCGGCGAGAGCCCCUGGGCGAGGACUCCGUGGGCCUCAAGCCCCUGAAGAAUGUGUCCGACGGUGCCCUCAUGGAUGACAACCAGAAUGAGUGGGGGGACGAGGACCUCGAGGCCAAGAAGUUCCGGUUCGAGGAGCCCGUGGUUCUUCCCGACCUGGAUGACCAGACGGACCACCGGCAGUGGACCCAGCAGCACCUGGACGCCGCUGACCUGCGUGUGUCUGCCAUGGCGCCCACACCGCCGCAGGGAGAGGUCGACGCCGACUGCAUGGAUGUGAACGUGCGCGGGCCAGAUGGCUUCACCCCGCUCAUGAUAGCCUCCUGCAGCGGAGGGGGCCUAGAGACAGGCAACAGCGAGGAGGAGGAGGACGCGCCGGCUGUCAUCUCAGACUUCAUCUACCAGGGCGCCAGCCUACACAACCAGACGGACCGUACCGGCGAGACUGCCUUGCACCUGGCCGCCCGCUACUCGCGCUCCGACGCCGCCAAGCGCCUGCUAGAGGCCAGUGCGGAUGCCAACAUCCAGGACAACAUGGGACGGACCCCACUGCAUGCAGCUGUCUCUGCCGAUGCUCAGGGCGUCUUCCAGAUCCUGAUCCGGAACCGGGCCACGGACCUGGAUGCCCGCAUGCACGAUGGCACAACGCCACUGAUUCUGGCGGCCCGCCUGGCCGUGGAGGGCAUGCUGGAGGACCUCAUCAACUCCCACGCCGACGUCAAUGCCGUGGAUGACCUGGGCAAGUCGGCUUUGCACUGGGCUGCAGCUGUGAACAACGUGGACGCUGCCCUGGUGCUGCUGAAGAACGGAGCCAACAAGGACAUGCAGAACAACAAGGAGGAGACGCCUCUGUUCCUGGCUGCACGGGAGGGCAGCUACGAGACCGCCAAGGUGCUGCUGGACCACUUUGCCAACCGGGACAUCACUGACCACAUGGACCGCCUGCCACGGGACAUCGCCCAGGAGCGCAUGCACCAUGACAUCGUGCGGCUGCUGGAUGAGUACAACCUGGUGCGCAGCCCCCAGCUGCACAGCACCGCCCUGAGCGGCACGCCCACCCUGUCGCCCACACUGUGCUCGCCCGGUGGCUACCUGGGCAACCUCAAGCCUGCUGUGCAGGGCAAGAAGGCCCGCAAGCCCAGCACUAAGGGCCUGGCCUGCAGCGGCAAAGAGGCCAAAGACCUCAAGGCACGGAGGAAGAAGUCGCAGGAGGGCAAGGGCUGCCUGCUGGACAGCUCGAGCAUGCUGUCACCCGUGGACUCACUGGAGUCUCCCCACGGCUACUUGUCGGACGUGGCCUCCCCGCCCCUCCUGCCCUCUCCAUUCCAGCAGUCUCCAUCUUUGCCUCUUAGUCACUUGCCCGGCAUGCCUGACACCCACUUGGGCAUCAACCAUCUGAACGUGGCAGCCAAGCCAGAGAUGGCAGCUCUGGGCGGGGCCAGCCGGCUGACCUUCGAGCCUGGGCCGCCACGCCUCUCCCACCUGCCUGUGGCUUCCAGCACCAGCUCAGUCCUGGGUACUAGCAGUGGCGGGGCUGUGAAUUUCACCGUGGGCACGGCUGCCGGCCUGAAUGGCCAGUGUGACUGGCUGUCCCGGCUGCAGAACGGCAUGGUCUCGGGCCAGUACAACCAGCUGCGGGGGACCGUGACAGCAGGCACGCUGAGCACGCAAGCCCCUGCCCUGCAGCAUGGCAUGCUGGGCCCUCUGCACGGCAGCCUUUCCUCCAACACCCUGUCUCAGAUAAUGAGCUACCAGGGCCUGCCCUCCACACGGCUGGCCACCCAGCCUCACCUGGUGCAGGCUCAGCAGGUACCUCCGGUGCAGCAGCAAAGCUUACAGGUGCAGCCACCAGGCCUGCCGCCGCCAGCAAACAUCCAGCCACCCCAGGGCCUGCAGCCCCAGCCGCCACCGCCGCCACCGCCACUAGCACAGCCACACCUUGGCGUGGGCUCGGUGGCCAAUGGGCACCUGGGCCGAAGCUUCCCGGGCGGAGAGCCGAGCCAGGCGGAUGUGCAGCCGCUGGGCCCCAACAGCCUGACAGUGCACACCAUCCUGCCCCAGGAGGGCCAGAACCUGCCCACAUCACUGCCAUCCACACUAGUCCCACCCAUGACCACAACCCAGUUCCUGACCCCACCCUCCCAGCACAGCUAUUCCUCCUCGCCUGUGGACAGCACCCCCAGCCACCAGCUGCAGGUGCCCGAGCACCCCUUCCUCACCCCAUCCCCCGAGUCCCCUGACCAGUGGUCCAGCUCUUCGCCACACUCCAACAUCUCCGAUUGGUCCGAGGGCAUCUCCAGCCCGCCCACCAGUAUGCCGGCCCAGAUCGCCCACAUUCCAGAGGCGUUCAAGUAAACAGCCGCUCUCUCGCCCCCAAGGGACCCCAGCUUCCUUUCCCAAGCCCUACUGGGCGUUGCCAGUGCUCCAGGAUGCUGGGGCCAACCAAAGGAGCCUUUAAAAAAAAUUUUUAUACAAAACAAGAGGACAAAAAUUUCAAUUUUUUAGUAUUUAUUUAUGUACUUUUAUUUUACACAGAAACGCUGCCGUUUUAUUUAUAUGUACUGUUUUUUAUGGCACCAGGUAACUGUUCCAAGGAAAUAAACCAGUUCUCAAAGUCAUGA
Octodon degus (degu) is the source of this 7973-nucleotide messenger RNA. RefSeq names its product notch 1 (gene Notch1). The transcript is spliced from 34 exons. Bases 16 to 7707 code for a protein of 2563 amino acids. The record is from RefSeq and is a predicted model, not a curated record. Gene Ontology annotation, biological process: Notch signaling pathway; regulation of DNA-templated transcription; multicellular organism development. Lineage: Eukaryota; Metazoa; Chordata; Mammalia; Rodentia; Octodontidae. Gene Ontology annotation, cellular component: membrane. Gene Ontology annotation, molecular function: signaling receptor activity; protein binding; calcium ion binding.